This is a messenger RNA of Ruditapes philippinarum (Manila clam), 1870 nucleotides long. Its product is annotated as gamma-aminobutyric acid receptor-associated protein-like 2. The record is from RefSeq and is a predicted model, not a curated record. Gene Ontology annotation, biological process: macroautophagy; cellular response to nitrogen starvation; autophagosome assembly. The coding region runs from base 104 to 460 and encodes 118 amino acids. Gene Ontology annotation, molecular function: ubiquitin protein ligase binding. NCBI's taxonomy places the organism in Eukaryota, Metazoa, Mollusca, Bivalvia, Venerida, Veneridae. The transcript is spliced from 4 exons. Gene Ontology annotation, cellular component: autophagosome membrane; autophagosome; cytosol.
AUCGUCAGCUAAUUUGUCAGCAGUUUAGUAUCGCCUCCAUACUGUGACGUCACUUAUCAAAAUAAAUAAGAAAUUUAGGUCACUUUACGAAUAUUGUUCCAAAAUGAAAUUCAAGUUCAAGGAAGAGCACACAUUUGAUCAGAGGAAGGCAGAAUCAACAAAAAUAAGAGACAAGUACCCAGAGAGAAUCCCGGUGAUUGUUGAGAGAGACCCGAAGUCACAAAUUCAAGACAUAGACAAAAGGAAGUUUCUGGUACCAAAUGAUAUUUCAGUUGCUCAGUUUAUGUGGAUAAUAAGAAAGAGGAUACAAUUGCCUUCAGAAAAAGCCAUAUUCCUGUUUGUUGAAAAAGUUCUUCCACAGUCAAGCGCGAGCAUGGGUCAGGUUUACGAAGAACAUAAAGACGAGGACGGUUUCUUGUACAUAGCAUACAGUGGGGAGAAUACAUUCGGAGAAAAUUAAAUCAUACAGGACAAUUGUUUGUUGUGAUAUAGUAUAAUUUUUGUUAUAUAUUUGGGGGUAUCAUCUCUGUAAAUCGUAAAUCGCUGUAAAGAAAUGGUUGCUUCUCUAAAUUCAUUAUUCUGGUAAAAUGUUGCACUAUUCCCAUUGUAACUUGGAAGAGAUUUUGCAUUCAUUUUUUGAAAAUUUUUACUUUUUUUUUUCUUUGAUAAAAUCAUGUAUUUUUUACUCAGUAUUUGGUCUUAAUUAAGAUUAGAAGAUUAUAUAUGGCCAAAAUGUUUUAGAAUUAGUUAUCAGCACAUUUAUUUUCUGUCUUGUAUCGGGCAUGGCUUCGAGAUAUGAUUUUUUUUUUUUGGCACAAAUGUUAUUUUAAAAAGAUGAACAUUAGUCAUUUCAUAAGUAAUACUUGAUUUUUGAUGUUGUUUUCAUUAAACGCUUGCCUUUUUUGUGAUUUUUUUUUGUUAAAUAUAAAUAUAGACUUGUUAUGAUAAAGAUUUUUGGAACAAUUUUAUGCAAGAGUUUUUUUUGUUUGUUUUGUUUUCUUCUCUGUAGUAUUAAAAGUAUUUUUUACUCUGUCCUGUGAACAUUUAUUACUAUCUGUUUUGUUUUUUUCAAUACAAUUCAGAUUGUUUAUUUCAUCAUUUGUAUUAGUCUGUUUAGUUUUGUACUUUAGAACAAAUUUUUAAAUAUAGUACAAACUGUAUAUACUAGGCCAAGUUACAAACCUAUUGUAUCAGAAUUCAGAUAUCAAGAAAUACUAAAGAUGAAUUUAUUAUCAAGUGGAAGAAACAGUCAAGACGGUAUAAGUUUAAAGGUUUUAUUUAAUGAUAAUAAACAACUACGGUAUUCCACCCUCACGAGUCUUGAUCACCUCACCGUUGUAAAAUAUCAGGAUACAUAUAUAUAGAAAUCAAAGUCUUAACGUAUAAAAAUUUGUUAUAUUUAUAGUCACAUGAUUUGUUCUUAAAAUAAAUUUUAGGUCAUUUCAGAUAUCAGAAAUUUUAAAAUGUUUAUUUGUUUUGUCUGAGACAUGAGCUAUAAAUAACUCAUGAGCUAUAAAUAACUCAUGCAGAUGACAUCAUUAUUAACUCUUUAAUCAGAUGAUUUUUUUGCACUCACUUUUUUGUUAUCAUUGAAAGGUACAUGGAUUUUUUCUCACUUUUUUUUUCAAUUUAAUUUACUGAAUCUGUAUAUUCCUAGGGUUAUAUUUAGUUGUUUUGAUCAUGUGUAAUUUGGUAAAAAAAUGCAUUGUAUGAUUUACUAGUAAAUGGUUGCACAGUUGUAUAUGCUUCCAAGAAUUUUACCAAACACUGUAAAGCUCUCCAAAUACAAAGACCCUGACCAAUCCAAUAAAACUUGUAUGAUUUGAUUUUAGUACUAAUUUGAAAUUGAGCAAUAAAAUUGUUGUAUUUU